AUGUUUGGUUUUAUUCAUGAGAGUAUUCGACAGUUAAUGCUAAGAAAGUUUGGCGAGGAAUUUUGGAGCAAGGUUCUGGAAAGGGCUUGUUUUGAGAGCGGGAAGGAGAAUAUUGUAAACCAUUAUUAUACGGAUUCUGACACUUACAGCCUUGUUGACGCCGUCAGUGUUAUUGCAAGAAUCAGCAGAGAACAAGUGUGGGAGAUGUAUGGAGCUUUUCUCAUCGAAUAUACUAUGGAGAUUGGCUGGGACGAUUUAAUUCGUUCAAUGAGCCCAAAUUUGAAGGGUUUUCUUGAUAAUCUUGAUUCAUUGCACUAUUUCAUUGAUCACGUCGUGUACAAGGCAAAUUUGAGAGGACCAUCAUUCCGUUGUGAGGAUAAUCUUGAUGGAACAAUAACCUUACAUUAUUACACAAGCAGACCAGGACUUUAUCCAAUUGUGAAAGGGGUUCUAAAAGAGGCAUCAAAGCGAAUAUUUGAGCUUGACGUCAAUCUCACAACAACUGGACGUACACAACGAAGUGUACAAAUGGCAACUGGUGAACGCAUCGAGGAACACGUUAUAUUUCUUAUUAAGGUUUUGGUUGUAUUAUUUGAGAAACAAAAUAAAUACACAUUUCAGCCAAGUUCUGCUAAUGGCUCUGGAAACGACUCUCUACAUAAUCUUGGAGAUCAGCGACCUGCUCCAGGAUUCGAUAUUAAGAUUCGACUAAGCAGAAUGGAUUUUAUCACUACAUUUCCAUAUCAUUUCGUUGUUGAUCAAGACUGCAAAUUAGUUCAGGCUGGCAGGGCGCUAUACAACCAUAUCCCGCGUGAUCUUCUGGCUAGCGGAACACCGCUAAUUCGAAUAUUCGAAGUGACAAGACCAAAAAUUCCUCUUGAUUUCGAAUCUAUUUGCAACUUCAUUAAUGCAGUAUUUGUUUUACAAGUGAAGACAACUCCAAUAGAAUUUCACAAGAAUUCAAUGAAACGCAACAUUUGGUUUCAAAAUUACAGGAAUGGUAGCGAUAACGAUUGUGGUAGCGUCGAUCACAUGCCACAAAGCCAAUAUCUCAAGUUAAAAGGACAGAUGAUGUUACUGGCUUCAGGACGACAUGUGCUUUAUUUGUGUUCCCCGUACGUGACAUCUAUUCCUGAGCUUCUACAGUAUGGAAUGAGACUCACAGCUAUGCCUUUACAUGACGCUACUAGGGACCUUAUUCUGCUUAAUCAGCAACAAAUCAGUGAUGUUGAAAUGAAUUUACAACUGGAGGCAGGCAAUGAACAACUCGAAAAUAUGGCAAAAGAUCUAGAGGUUGAAAAACGGAAAACAGAUGCUUUGCUUAGCGAAAUGCUUCCAGCUACCGUCGCUCAUCAGUUGAAGUCUGGUCUCACCGUCGAUGCACGUGAUUAUGAUUCAGCCACUGUAAUGUUUGCCGACGUGCCUUCAUUUCAACAAAUCGUUCCGAUAUGUCAGCCAAAAGAUGUUGUAUACCUCUUAAACAACUUAUUCACCCGUUUCGAUCGUUUGGUUGUUCUUCAAAAAGCCUAUAAAGUCGAGACUGUCGGUGAUAGCUACAUGUCCGUGGGUGGAAUACCUGACGUCGUUGAAGAUCACUGCGAAAUUAUCUGCCAUUUGGCACUUGGUAUGCUCAUGGAGGCCCGGAAUGUUAUUGAUCCAAUUUCUGGUAAACCAUUGCACAUUCGAGCUGGUAUCCACUCAGGUCCUGUGGUCGCUGGUGUAGUCGGCGCGAAAAUGCCAAGGUACUGUUUAUUUGGUGAUACCGUAAAUACCGCAUCUCGUAUGGAAAGUCACAGUCCUGUUGGCCGAAUACAUUGUAGUGAAAGUGCCGUCUUAUGUGCGCAGCAAACUGGAAGAUUCGAAUUUGAAUCACGGGGAAAGGUUCAGAUAAAAGGCAAAGGAGAAAUGAAUACCUACUUUUUGCUACGAAGUUAUAAACGCUCUAUAUGGGAGGUCACAGCAACUACUAGAGAUGAAAAUGUAAAUAGUAUUGAUGGGUAUCAAGAAUUGAGGGACGGAUUCACUGACGAAACACCAAAAAAGAAAACACUGAAGAAUUCCGUCACAUGUUCACUUUCUUAG
Messenger RNA from Angiostrongylus costaricensis, 2082 nucleotides. NCBI's taxonomy places the organism in Eukaryota, Metazoa, Nematoda, Chromadorea, Rhabditida, Metastrongylidae. The record is from the annotation of a GenBank genome assembly.